UUGGCCACCCUAAAAGUGCAGGUUUUGUUAGGAAACUAACUCGAACUGUACAACCCGCGGCGACUUUAUUCAAAGUUGUGCAUUUAAUCUUCUAUUAGAUCUUUGAACGAGCGAGCUGGUGAUUUAAGCGCCGAGAUUGCACGAAGACGAAGCGUGUAGUUUGAGUCGCUGCUAGUUUUUGCACAAGCCAGCGAUCCUGAGCGGGUGUAAGGCUAGAUGCAGGGAGGGAGGGAGUAAAAAAAGGCAAAAGUCUUUGUGCUUCCCUUCCCCCUCAUCAAAGCAAAGGGGAAAUGUCUCUGUCUAAAGGAGGGAAGAAGAAGAACCCUGGGCUGAAGCUGGCCAAAGAAGUCUUUGCACAGCCUCAACCAGCAGCAGCAGCGCUCCCGCGAGAUCUUGACACGAAAGCUUGUGUCACCAUUGGAGAUCAGAACUUUGUGGUGAAGGCCGAUGACUUGGAGCAGAUUGAAGAGCUGGGCAGGGGAGCGUACGGGGUGGUGGACAAGAUGAAACAUGUGCCCAGUGGUGUUAUCAUGGCCAUCAAGAGGAUUCGUGCCACCGUUAACUCUCUGGAGCAAAAGAGGCUUCUGAUGGACUUGGACAUUAUCAUGAGGACAGUGGACUGCUUCUUUACGGUGACCUUCUAUGGCGCCCUCUUCAGAGAGGGGGAUGUUUGGAUCUGUAUGGAGCUGAUGGACACGUCUCUGGAUAAGUUCUACAAGAAGGUUAAUGAGAAGGGCAAAGAAAUCCCCGAAGACAUUUUGGGCAAGAUCACAGUAGCAAUUGUCAAGGCAUUAGAGCAUCUGCACAGUAACCUGUCAGUGAUACACAGAGAUGUGAAGCCCUCCAAUGUUCUGAUCAACACUCAGGGCCAAGUGAAAAUGUGCGACUUUGGCAUCAGUGGCCACCUGGUGGACUCUGUGGCUAAAACGAUGGAUGCAGGCUGCAAGCCCUACAUGGCGCCUGAGCGGAUCAACCCUGACCUCAACCAGAAAGGCUACAGUGUUAAGUCAGACAUAUGGAGUCUUGGUAUCACAAUGAUUGAGCUGGCCAUUUUGAAAUUCCCCUACGACUCAUGGGGCACCCCGUUCCAGCAGCUCAAACAGGUGGUGGACGAGCCGUCUCCACAGCUGCCCGCCGACCGUUUCUCCCCAGAGUUUGUAGACUUCAUCUCCCAGUGCUUAAGAAAGAAGCCGAAUGAGAGACCUGCUUAUACAGAAUUAAAGCAACACCCGUUUUUCACCGUGCAUGACUCCAAAGAAACAGACGUGGCCAGUUUUGUCAAGGUCAUCCUGGAUGACUGAUGGGCUCCCUGCAGGCCCCCCCAGCCCGUCAGGUUAGGCGGGACCUCUCAGCAAACAAACCAAUGGGCUACCUUUUUUUUUUUUUUUUUUUUUUUUUUUAACUCACUGGAAUGACAGACUCUCAAGCACCCACACACAAUAAGGGAGGGUGACCCAAAGACUGACAGCAGCACUGGAGUGGGAGAGUGGUGGUAAUAUGAACUCGUACGGUCAGAAAACCAACUGGAGAGGUUUAAUUCGCUCCUCCAAGCUUCCUGUGUGUGCAAUUAUUCAACAUGACAAAUAUGAACUGAACCAGAUUUCUUUUUUUCUUUUUUUUUGUCUUUUUUUGCCCCACAGCCCCUUUUUAUCUCUCUCUUCAGAACGGACAGAGCCAGCCAUCAUUUCUUUGUGACACAUAUUGUAUGAAUACUUUGAAUAUCAUCUGCAAAACCAACAGUUAAUGUGUAUUUUGUUGUGUAUUGAAAUCUAUAUUUGCAUCUGUGUUAGUAUGUUUUCUCAUUAUACAGAGUUUUGAUACUGUAUAUCGUGGACAUGUGUGAAUUUUACCGGACUGGGGCCUUAUAUGUCAGAUCACAUCAGGUGAACAGUUGGACCUGGUUCUGCUCUGAGGUGGUUUGGUCAGUGCAGGGGGGCUUGCAGUUGUUGCAGGACCGUGGCCCAGGAGACGCCAGAGCUAAGAUAAAAAAAACAUGCAAAGAAAUGUCAAAGGUCACAUUCUGUGCGCGAGGAAUUGCAAGUCGUUUCUAGAUCUCUUGGAAGCAUGACGCAGGAAUGUAAAGCGUCCCAUAUCAUCUGAUCCGAUUGUGAUCCAAGCUGAGGGCCUUCAUGCAGUGACCCCCCUCCGUACUCGUCGUCUUCUUUCUUGGGUAUUAACGAGUCGGCCUCAGUGCUGCCAUUGUUACUACCUGGAAGUAUUCAGGGGUUGCCUAAACAAGCUCACAGCUUUAUCUCUUUUCUGUGUGCCAUUUUGUAAGUCGUUCUCAUGAAUUACUGCAUUAAUUGUGUUUUUCUCUUCUUCUUUUUUUUUUUUUUUUUUUUGGACUUGUUCUGUCCUGCAUUUUGAUUUUGAUUUUAGCAGCAUUUAUACUCAUCCCUUUGCCUACAGUACAGUUCUCAAUACUGGAGUCUGCAUAGUCUUUUCAUAUGAGGCACUUAUGCUUGUUUCCCCCCCCCAGAUUCCUUAUUAUGCAUUACACAGACAGUAUGUUGAAGAUGUAAAUACUAUCAGCUUUUUUUUUUUUUUUAAUGUAACAUGGCACUGUCAUAACUUGGCAGUGCAGAUGGGUGGUAGAGUGGUUGGUAGUUUAAUGCAGCGUGACGCGCUUACACACACACACACACACACACACACACACUUGUACUCACAGGGCCAGCUGACUACCGUACACCUAUUUUGGACUGAUGUGCUGUCGAGCUACACCGCUCAGGUUUCUGUGCUCUCCUUCAUGCGGAGACGGCCACAUUUAUUUUUCCCCAGGUCGUACUCCCCCCUUGAUUGCCGGACCGAGAGCCUCUUCUCAGUCCAUGGUGGGCGGCCAUUAUCUCGUCUGUCCGACCAUACUAUGCAGAGCCCCCUCCUUCGCCUUGGACACGCGGCAAGAGGCCCUUGCCAUGCGGCAGUUUCCCCCCCCCACUCGAAGUGUUCAGAGACUGUGAUGGUGAUGACGGCGACGAUAGUAACCACGACUUCCGUGACUCUGUUCACGGCACGCACUCACGCCCCCCUCUGGUUUACACUGUAGUGCAACCUUUAUCAAAAGGCAGUGAGUUAGGAAUAUUUUUUGAUUGUGAAUAAUAAGGGAAAGCUAGCAACACCACAAAGAAGCUGCUAUAUUUUCUUUUCUUUUUUUUGGUCUGCCUUCUUUGGAUGGCCAUUCCCUUGGUGUGUAAAAGUGCGUUUUUCUACGCUGAUCACAAUGAGAAUGGAACACUUGCUCUACCUCUUACUCCUUCACUCUAUUUGCCACCUUUUCAUUGGGUGGGACCGACAAACUUGAACUAUGGAAAGACAAAAAAAUAAAGGCUUUAUUGUUCAGUA
Anoplopoma fimbria (sablefish) is the source of this 3342-nucleotide messenger RNA. Its product is annotated as dual specificity mitogen-activated protein kinase kinase 6-like. Bases 291 to 1301 code for a protein of 336 amino acids. The transcript is spliced from 12 exons. The record is from RefSeq and is a predicted model, not a curated record. NCBI's taxonomy places the organism in Eukaryota, Metazoa, Chordata, Actinopteri, Perciformes, Anoplopomatidae. Gene Ontology annotation, molecular function: ATP binding; MAP kinase kinase activity. Gene Ontology annotation, biological process: protein phosphorylation; MAPK cascade.